GCAAUUUGGAUUCCAAGCGCGACUGGGGACAUGCCAAGGACUACGUGCGAAUGAUGUGGAUGAUGUUGCAAUGUGAGAAGCCGGAUGACUUCGUGGUGGCUACCAACAAGCAAUACAGUGUCAGGGAUCUGGUAACCCUGUGCUUCGAGAUGGUUGGAAGGCCUGUCGUAUGGAGAGGUGAGGGAUUGCAAAAGGAGGGUGUGGAUGAGAAGACAGGUGAUGUGCUGGUGCAGGUGAGUGAGAAGUAUUUCCGCCCAACCGAGGUGGAGACCCUGCUGGGAAAUCCCGCCAAAGCCGCGGCCAAGUUGGGCUGGAAGCCCGAAAUUUCCUUCAAGGAGCUGAUCUAUGAAAUGCUGGAGUGCGAUAUGAAGCAGGUUGGCCUCAGCCUUCCUGCAGGAGCCAAGGACAUCUUGAAGCGCCAGGACCAGUAUUGCUAGGUUCUCUGAAAGUCUUGCUGGAUGUGUGCUACCAGGAUGGCCAGCUGGUGCAAACACCGGAGAAUCCAUGCUGAGGGUCAGUCCAAAAAUGGAUGAAAUAACCAAGCUCCUGAAGUAGACAGUGGCUCUGCAAGGAUAUGUUUGGGGUCCAAGAUUGUUUGGAG
Messenger RNA from Cladocopium goreaui, 601 nucleotides. NCBI's taxonomy places the organism in Eukaryota, Dinophyceae, Suessiales, Symbiodiniaceae. The record is from the annotation of a GenBank genome assembly.